AUGAAGCUCAAACUGUUGCAACACCUGCCCUUUAAAUUCAUGGCUGAGGCUGUGUUGUGUCUGUUCACUGUUUGAGGUCAAUAUUAAAUGAAGAGAAUUGAAUGGGAAGGAAGGUUUGAAUAGAAGAAUAAAGAUCUCCUCUGAAGGUAUACGGGGUCCUGGUGAGAGCGUACAUGGAACACUGUGCACAGGUCUGGUCUCCCUCCCGGAGUCAGCCUGUGGAAUGAAGGGAAUGAAGAGAUUUCCCAGAUUCAUUUAGGAGGUGAGGUAGUGUCCUCGGAGAGAUUAUACUGACCGGGCCUGUCUCAAAAUAAGAGGUGGUCUGACUGAGACAGACACAGUCUCACAGGGUAUUGACAGAGUGGGGCAGGAAUGCCGUGUUUCUUCACUGGGUGUUGAAUAAGGUCACAGACUCAGAAUCCGAUGUCAUCUGACAGGACUCAGAUGAGGAGUGCGGCAAAUCUUUGAUUUUUUCCCCACAAGGUUUCUACAUUCACAAGAAAUAUUGAAGGACUAAGCGAUAAUGGGAACGUUGCAAGAUAUUUUCGCUGACGUCAAAGAUCAGCCAUGUUCGGAGUGGAAGGCAGAACAUGGGCAAGGGGUCGAAUGGACACGCCUGCUGCAGUUUAUUAUUUUCUAAAGCAUGUAUUUAUCUUUGCGCCUUGUUUACCCUUGGGUUUCAGCCCGUCCGCUUGAGAGCACCGGAGAUCCAUCGGCUGCCGUAGCGCGUAAGAUCCGGGCUCCCAGCAGCCGGAGACAGGUCUGGGAGGAAACUCCCGACGAAAGGCCUUUGAUUCUUGGCAGGAAAAGACCGGCCACCCUCCGUUCAGCUGAAACAUCUCACGGAAUCUCUGCCAUGGGAAGGAUUCACCUGGCCGGUGUUGCAGCCUUUACCCGAAAUUUGGCUCCCAAUCUCCGGCCACAUCCCGGAUCCACUCGCUCUCACUUUCAAACCUCGGACCGCUCCGAACAUUCAGCAUCCCGCCCACUGGCACUCCUCAACCAAUAGGAGCAAGACUCUCCCAGCAGUGCCGCUGAUUGGCUGUAAGUGUGACUGACGGGCAGCUACCGGGAGCUGGAGAUGUCAGUCACAGUUUGUUCUCGCAAUCGAAGGAAUUUCCCCGAAACUUAAACUUCAGAGUAAAUUUUAUUAUCAGAGUACGGAUAACUCACCACAUACAAACUCGAGAAGCAUUUUGCUGCGGACACAGAGAAGAUCGACAGAAUAGUAACUAUAACUGGAUCAGUGAAUGAUCAGCCAGAGUGCGGAAGACAAUAAACUGUGCAAAUACAAAUAUAAAUAAUUAGCAAUAAGUAACAGGAACAUGAAAUAACCGCAGCGGCUGCUGAUGGAUCUCCGGAGCUCUCACCGCUCCCCUGUGCAAUCCGACAGGCGGAAGGCCAAGGGAGAACAGGCGCAAAGCCCAUCACGCCUACCGGGACAGAGGCCGUCAACAGCAGCUCGUCAGAGUCCCCUGUCCAGGGCGAAGGUUAGCGGCCCUGUGGCUUCUCCUUUCUCCGCUGGACUUCAAUCGUCUUCCAGGGGAAGGUCCUUCCGAUCCCGGGGAUGAGGUCUUUGGAGGUUCAUUUGACAUUUCUGUGCACUGCCACUUUUCGGGACGAGGUUGCAAACCCCAGGCCCAACGCCGCUCCUUUCGGAGCCGGGCUCAGACAGUCUACGGCCGAAUUUUCAUUUAUGUUCUGAUCUGUUUAAUGUGUUGCUGAUCUCACCCUGCGAUUACCACCAUUACUUCCCAUUGAACACAUCCAGCAGCAGAAUGUUCAUCCCUGAGACUGUUCCGACAUGCUUAAUCUGUUUCUAAUCCCUCCUUGAAAUAGAUAGAAUUUCUCCCUCAGACAGCAACAUAAUGUUCACUCCCUGAGACUGCAGCGCGCGUAGUGGACAAUCGCGGUACUGCAGCUGAACAGCAGCUCCCCGAAAGUGAAAGCAUUCUGAAUCAGGAAGUGCUGGGAGUUAACAUGGCUUCGAAAGGAGAGACCGAGAGUUUGAGCGAGGAGGUAAUUUGUCCCGUCUGCCUGGAUUUCUUCAUCGAUCCGGUUAUACUGGAGUGCGGACACAACUUCUGUCGCUCUUGUAUCACACGGUGUUGGGAAAGGGAGGAGAGAAACUCCUGCCCGGAAUGCAGAGAGCUGUUUGCUGACCGCACCCUCAGGGUGAAUCGGGCCUUAGCAAAUCUGACACAAAAAGUUCGGAAUCUAAGCCUGAACCCGAAAGGGAAGGAAAGUAAACGUCACUGCGAGGAACAUGAGGAAGAACUGAAGCUGUUUUGUGAAACGGACAAGUCACUGAUCUGUCUGGUCUGUAGAGACGCGCAGGAACACAGAAAGCACCGCUUCAUGCCGAUUAAAGAAGCUGUUAAAAUCUACAAGGAUCAGAUAAAAUCUUCCUUCGACUCUCUCACAAAAAAGAAAUCAGACUUCCAGGAAAAGGAGCAGCAACAGAAAGAGAAGAUUUCCGGAGUUCUGGAACAGUCACACAGCCUUCAGUCCCACAUCACAUCCCAGUUUGCUGAACUGCGCCAGAUUAUCACUGAGAAAGAGCAGAGUUUACUCAGGGAUCUCAGGGAAGAAGAGAAGAGGAUUCUCAACCCAAUGGAGAAAAAUCUUCUAGCUCUUCAAGAGAAUAUAAGGAUUAUUCAGGAGGAAAUCACUAAGUUAAAGGAACAGAUGGAUCAGAAAGACAGCGUGAUAUUUCUCAAGGAGGAAGCUCGUCGGAACAGGAGGAUUAAUGACGAUGUCCAGGAAUUAGCAGUGACAGAUGAGACCCUACCGGUUGAAAACUUCGAUCACCCCUAUUUGUUGAACACAGUGCUGAGAGAAACGCUUGAUGCUAUUAAUCGAGUUUCGGAGAAUGAGAGGAGAUCUCAUGGAAACACAAAAUUCUUUCAGGGGUCAACAGGCAGGAGUGAGCGAGGAUGUUUCCCCUGUUCAGCGGAAAACCCUUGUGGAGACAUCUGCUUUUGUCGAAUCAAAGUCUCUGUCACCCUGGAUGUGGAAACGGCGAGUCCGUAUCUCGAGGUGUCUGAGGAUCGGAAGAGUGUGAGAUGUACCGGGACCUGGAGGGAUCUCCCUGACACCGGGAAGAGAUUCACAAACCGGUCUUGUGUGCUGGGAUCGGAGGGAUUCACAUCGGGGAGACAUUACUGGGAGGUGGAGGUGACGGGGAUUCGGGUCUGGUGUCUGGGAGUCGCCGCAGAGUCUGUGGAGAGGAAGAGACGGGUCAGUCUGAGUCCGGAGACCGGAUUCUGGGUCAUCAGGCGGAGUUAUGACGUGUUACAUCGGGAUUGUGACGUGUCCGGUCUCAUCUCCCCCGAGUCCCGUCUCGAUGCCGGUCCCAUCCCCGGGAGGGUGGGAGUUUAUCUCAGUUACGAGUCCGGGACAGUUUCAUUUUACAACGAGGAGACCAAGUCCCAUCUCCACACCUUCACUGGGAAUAAAUUCACGGGGAAACUUUAUCCUUUCUUCCGGACUCGGAAUCGAAACCAGUGGCUGAGAAUCUGCUCCGGUUCCGCUCCGGGUCUGUAAACCGGUCGGGUCCCGGGACCGGCGUCAGGAGUAAAGUCCCUGUAAAUAUAAAUGUGCGGAGAGUGCAGCUAAAUACGUGGCUAAGGAGAUGGUGCAGGAGGGAGGGCUUCGUGUUUCUGGACAAUUGGGCUUUGUUCCCGGGAAGGUGGGGCCUGUUCCGACGGGACGGUUUGCCCCUAAACUGGGCGGGGGGGGGGGGGGGGAAUAAAAUUCUUGCGGGUAGAUUUGCCAGUGCUGCUCCGGGGAAUUUAAUUUAGAUUUGCAGAGGGAGGGGAACCAGAGUGUCAGAGCAGAUAGUGAGGUACAGGAGGAUAAGGAACAUGAGAGGACUGCAUGUAUAAACGGAAAUGAAAAAAAAGCAGAUGAUAUACAUAUUCUCAGGUACAUCUAUUUCAAUGCACGGAGUAUUGUCGGUAAAACAGAUGAGUUUAGGGCUUGGGUUGACACGUGGGAUAACGACAUUACUGCUAUUGGUGAGGGGCAGAACUGGCAGCUUAAUGUUCUGGUAAAAUUGGAGAACGGCCAAUUUUGUGGAAAUGAAAAAGGAUCUAGGAAGAGUGGAUUGGGAUAAGUUUUUUUUUUUCUGGCAAGGAUGUGUUCAGUAAGUUCACAGGCAUAAGAAAUUAAAUAGAGAUUGGGUUGGAAAUGUUAUAGCAACUUCAUUUAAUUCAAAAUCGAGAGGAGUUGCAAUUUCGGUUAAUAAAUCUUUACCAAUUAAAAUACAAAAUGUAAUAAUUGAUUCUGUGGGGAGAUACGAGAUUAUACAUUGUCAAUUUUUUUCAGAAUUAUGGAAUUUUAUGAACAUUUAUGCACCAAAUGAAAAUGAUGCAAAAUUCAUACAAGAAGAUUUUUUGAACUUGGCUGACGCAAAUGAUAAAAUAUUAAUAGGCAGAGAUUUUAAUUUUUGUUUAGAUCCAGUUUUGGAAAGGUCAACUACAGUUGUUACAAAAUUAAAAGAAAUAAAACUAACUUUAUCAUUAAUGAAAGAUUUAAACCUGAUUGAUAUAUGGAGGAAAAUUAAUCCAAGAGAAAGAGAUUAUUCAUUUUAUUCAAAUAGACAUAAAGCUUAGAUGGAGAUUUAAUACAAUUUUAUUAAAACGUCAAGAUUUUUGUGAUUUUAUGAAAAAACAGAUUCAAUUUUUUUUGGAUACAAAUUUACAUUCAGUUGAGGGUAAAAUUGUAUUAUAGGAAGCGAUGAAAGCAUAUUUAAGGGGUCAGAUUAUAAGUUAUACAUCUAAAAUUAAGAAGGAAAAUUGGGAAAAGAUAUAAAGUUAGAAAAAGAAUCUCAAAGAUAUAUGACAGAACAAAAACAAAGACAACUUGUUAAUAAAAAACUACAAUAUAAUAUCGUACAUAUCGUACAGAAAAAGUAAUUAUGAGAACUAAACAGAAAUAUUACGAAUUAGGUGAAAGAUCACAUAAAAUUCUUGCUUGGCAGUUGAAAACAGAACAGGCUUUUAAAACAAUAAAUGCAAUUAGAACAAGUGUAAAUAAGGUUGCUGAUAAACCUUUGGAAAUUCAUGAAACUUUAUUUUUUUUUUAUAUACUGAACUAUAUCAAUCAGAAUCACAAAAUAAGAUUACUGAGAUGGAUAAAUUUUUAUCACAAAUAACCCUUCCGAAAUUUAAUUUGGAAGAACAGAAAGGAUUAGAUAUGCCCUUUACAUUAAAAGAGGUUGAAGAAGCUGUAGGAUCACUUGAGAGUAACAAAUCCCCAGAAGAAGAUGGUUUUCCUCCUGAAUUUUAUAAAAAAAAUUAAAGAUAUAUUAAUUCCUCCCUCUAUGGAAUUAAUAUACCAAGUGGAAAGAAUGCAUAAACUCCCACAAUCUUUUUUAACAGCGAUCAUAACUGUAUUGCCAAAAAAAGAGAUCCUCUAAAACCAACAUCAUAUAGGCCUAUUUCUUUGUUGAAUACAGAUUAUAAGAUAAUAGCAAAAAUUUUAUCUAAUAGAAUAUCUAAAUAUUUACCAAAAUUAAUGCAUAUGGAUCAAACAGAUUUUAUUACAAUCAAUGGAUAAUCUAACCUGGUUACUUAGUAUAAUUCAUCUGGCACAAAAAAGAGAGGAAAUGAGUGUGGCAUUUGCUUUGGAUGCAGAAAAAGCAUUUGAUAGAUUGGAAUGGGAUUUUUUUGUUUAAGGUAUUGGAAAAAUAUGAGCGAGGAAAAUCUUUUAUACAAUGGAUUAAAACCUUAAAUACUAAUCCUCAAGCUGAAGUAGUUACAAAUGCUCAGAUUUCAACACCAUUUUGCUUAACGAGGUCAACUGGACAAGGCUGCCCGUUAUCACCUGCUUUAUUUGUAUUGGCAAAAGAACCAUUAGCUGAAUUAAUUAGAACAGAUUCAGAUAUUGGCGGUUUUAGAGUUAAUCAAGAAGAAUAUAAAAUUAAUUUAUUUGCUGAUGAUGUUUUGAUUUAUUUUACAAACCUAUUACAAUCUUUGCAAAGAUUAUCUUUUAAAUUGGAAGAAUACGGGAAAGUAUCAGGGUAUAAAUUAAAUUGGAAUAAAAGUGAAAUUUUACCCCUUACAAAAGGAAAUUAUAAUCAAUGUCGAUUAGUAACUCAAUUUCGAUGGUCAAUAAAUGGGAUAAAAUAUUUAGGUAUCAGAGUUGACAAUGAUGUAAAAAAUUUAUAUAAACAAAAUUAUUUGCCAUGAUUAAAAAAAAAUAAAAGAGGAUCUUGAUAAAUGGAUGAUGUUACCAAUAACAUUAAUAGGUAGAGUUAAUGCUGUAAAAAUGAAUAUAUUCCAUAGAUUGCAAUAUAUAUUCCAAACUUUACCAAUACAAUUACCGCAGAAGUUUUUUCAAGAACUAAAUAAAUAUGUAAGGAAAUUUCUUUGGAAAGGAAAGAUGUCAAGAAUAUCAUUGGAAAAAUUGAGAUGUAAAUUUGAUUUAGGAGGGUUACAACUUCCAAAUUUUAACAAUUAUGAUAAAGCAAUUCAACUUAGAUUUAUUGCAUCUUUUUUUGAUGAAAAAAAAACCCGGCAUGGAUUAGAAUAAAAUUAGAUAAGAUAGGAGAAAACAUACCAGAAGAUUUUACAUAUAAAUGGGAAUCCAAAUUGAUACGGGAAAAAAAAAGAAUCUCCUAUAUUAAGACACUUGAAUGAUUUAUGGAAUAAGGUAAAUAUGGACGAUAAGAUAAAGAAAUCUUUAUUAGCAAAAAUAAACUUUAAUUCAAAAUAGGCUUAUUCCUUUUACAAUGGAUAAUAAACUUUUACAUAAUUGGUUCCAAAAGGGGAUUAAAUAUAUAUGUAAUUGUAUUGAUGUCGUUUGAGCAAUGAAAAAAUAAAUAUAAAAUAUCAAACAACACUCUUUUCUCUUAU
This is a messenger RNA of Hypanus sabinus (Atlantic stingray), 6860 nucleotides long. RefSeq names its product nuclear factor 7, ovary-like. The transcript is spliced from 8 exons. Gene Ontology annotation, molecular function: protein binding; zinc ion binding. The record is from RefSeq and is a predicted model, not a curated record. The coding region runs from base 1981 to 3546 and encodes 521 amino acids. Lineage: Eukaryota; Metazoa; Chordata; Chondrichthyes; Myliobatiformes; Dasyatidae.